AUGUCUGCCGAGUCCAGCUCUUGGUCAAGCGUACAAAAGUUUCUUGAAAAUAGUGACAUUCAAACCGUCGAUUAUUUCCAGCGAACCAAAUGGGAUGAACUAUGUCGAACUGCGUCAGGACCUGCCGGAGACCUAGAAUGCAUAGCCUUGGACCAGGUUGCAAGUGGGCUCAAUAACAUUGUCCGAGUUCUGCAUUUUUCUGAUCAGACUCGCUGGGCAGCCCGAGUUCAUAUUAGAAGAAAAUACUCAUCCUUCGAUAGCAGCAUCAACUUUGAAGCUGAGGUUGGAACGAUGCAAUUCAUCAAGGAGCACUCCGACUUACCAGUGCCUCGACUUUUUGCGUAUGAAGCUGACGAAAAUAAUCCGGUAGGAGUCGCGUUCAUGCUGAUAGAGCUGCUUCCUGGUAUUGUCGCUAUGGAUCCGAAUGGCGGUUAUGAGGUCCAUCGAGGCAUGAUACCUAAAGAAUACAGACCAAACUUCUACAGCUUUGUCGCGAAGUAUCAUGUUCACUUGACUUCAUUGCGACUUCCGAAAAUUGGAACUAUUAUUCGAAACCAUGAAGGUGGAUAUGAGUCUGGUCCCAUACCAUGA
Molecule: messenger RNA, 591 nt
Organism: Penicillium malachiteum
Lineage: Eukaryota; Fungi; Ascomycota; Eurotiomycetes; Eurotiales; Aspergillaceae
Exons: 2
Coding region: 1-591 (196 amino acids)
Source: RefSeq, a predicted model, not a curated record